UUUUGUUCCUGAUUGGUUUCCAUAAAAAUAUUGUCAGUCGAGUAUCUGGUCAUAAAGUAAUAAAUUACAAAAAGGAACAGCAAACAUAAAGUUAUCUAGUAUCUGGACGUCAGAGGUCAACUUUAUUUCAUUGGUAACAAUCAAAGACAUGGCAGAGCAGGCUUACGAUUGGUUAAAGGCAUGGGAUGAAAAUGAUAUUGGUUUUCACAGAGAAAACAUCGAUGCAUUCCUCUCCAAAUAUAUUGACCGACUGAUAAAUGGAAGGAAGAAUAUCAAAAUCUUUAUUCCUCUUUGUGGCAAAACUGUAGACAUUAAAUGGCUGUGGGAGAUGGGUCACACUGUCAUAGGUGUAGAUCUAGCCAAAAAGGCAUUGGAAGAGUUCUUUAAGGAGCAGAACAUCAGCUACACUGUAUCAAACCUAGCAGAAGGCAAGGGAGAAGUGUUCACGAGUGAGGACAAGCGAAUAAAGUUAUAUUGCUGUGACCUUUUUAAGUUCAAUAGUUCAUGCGAGGGGCUGAUGGAUGCAAUAUGGGACAGGGGUUCUCUGGUUGCAAUCGAAAAAGAGGAUAGACGGAGGUAUGCAGAGCUCAUGAAGAGUCUGAUGGCAGAGGGAUGUCAGUAUCUGGCGGAAACUCUGGAAUAUGAUGAAACCAAAUUUGGAGGACCUCCUCGUAUUGUAUCGGAGCAAACUAUCACAGAUCUGUUCGGUGACAAACUAGAAAUUACUCAUUUAGAGAGGAAGGAUAUAUUUACGCCAGCAUUUAAAGAGGCUUGGGGUAUUGACAGUUUAUUUGAACAUCUUUAUUUAUUUUGUCUUAAGUAAUAAAUAUUUUUUCAA
Molecule: messenger RNA, 838 nt
Organism: Saccostrea cuccullata (small rock oyster)
Lineage: Eukaryota; Metazoa; Mollusca; Bivalvia; Ostreida; Ostreidae
Product: probable thiopurine S-methyltransferase
Exons: 9
Coding region: 149-823 (224 amino acids)
Molecular function (GO): thiopurine S-methyltransferase activity
Source: RefSeq, a predicted model, not a curated record